AUGGAUACCGUUCGAGAGACCGUGCGUCGAGUCUCGAAGCGUCUUCUUAACAAGAAGUCCGAAGCCGAAAAGGAGUCCAAGAAGAAGCAGGAUGAAGCUGCUGCCCAACCCCUUCCGCCUGCCCCUACGGGGUCCACUCAGUCCGAACGCCGUCAGGGCUCUUCCCAACCCGCGCAACGACGGAAGCUUCAGAAGAAGCCCCCGGGCACUUCGAAGCCCCCCACCACCCCAUAUCGGACAAUGAAACCGAUCGGGGAAUACCCAUCGACCGCGGAGUACCGAGCUGCUGGCGUUGCUCCUCCUUCUGAACGGGCGCAACGCGUCGCGACCGUGCCGACCACCGUCUCGCUCCAUGAAGCUGAGCGCAUUUCCCCCGUCGGCGGGGUUGAGGACCUGACGGCCGAUAAUGAUCAUGUUGAGAUCGCCGAAGAAGCGGCAUUUGCCUCGAGCUCGUCUGCAGUCGAAAGCCCGGCCGAUCAGGCCAUUCGCGCCAUUACCACCCCGGCCGCUGCGGCCACUCCUACCCUCCCAGGCGCGGACGACACCAAUGAAUACAUCACUGUGCUGAUGUCUCUGCCUUUCCGCCCCUCCGACAAAUUUGAUAUGCCUAAACUCCGGGGUGUCAUAAAGUUCGCCAUCAUCGACGCACUCCGGAGCAACAACGAUGCGUCUGCCUUGUCUCUGCUUUACUUCUGGUUCAAUGCCGUGGAUGAUGAUUUCCGACUCUCAUUAAUUGCCAGCGUCUCACACCCUAACGGGGGAACCGAGCAAAUGAAACUUGCCCUCCAAGCCGCCCUCAACAAGUCUGUACCAGAUGCCCGCAAGUGGUAUCAGAAAUAUGUUCGCGCUACGGCUAAUGCAGCCGAUCUUCCCUCCUUCAGCGGAUCAAGCGUGCCACCUGCCGAUUCUUUCGACGCAGAGCCCAGCUUCAAGGUCUCUGACAUUUAUCGUGACACAAGUGGCCCUCGGGUUGAGGAAAACUUCCUGAGCGGCAAGUCGAAUACCGCUCCGCUCAAGAGGCCCAAGAAGCCAUGCCGAGUCAACGAGAAUGCUUACAGACGUAAGCGCAAGUGGGAGAUGGAUCCUGAUCACGAGGAAAAGAUGCGGGCUGUGCGUGCUCGUCUUCAAUCUGAAUCUUACUCGGAGACAGCUGUCCGGUACAGUGCAAUUCGCUCUACAAUCCGUCCAUCAAAUGACAUUCAACACCCUUACAAUAUGAACAACAUCGACACUGGUAUUGAUGGGGAUAUGGAGGCGCUCAACCGUUCGCGUUCCCUCCCUGCCCCAGGUUCUAUCCUUGAUAUACCUCUUGUCAAAGGUCCGGAGCCCGAAGCUCCGUCUGUUUAUUCACCAUCCGCCUCGCUUAUCGGUCGCAGGACUGGCAAGCCCGUCUCACGACGCCAGAAAGCAAAGGCCAAGGCCCCCGAGAUCCCACAGCGUGCACGGUCGCUCUCUGUUGAUACCACAGUCUCAAGUCUUUCAUCUCUCUCAAAUUCCGCUUACUCCGUCCGAUUCAACGACUGGUCUGGUGGCCACGAAGCACGCCAGAUGCCGAAUUCCAUUGAACCCCCCGACAACAGUGACGAUUGCCACCAAUGUGGAAAAGGUGGCGAUUUACUCUGCUGUGACACAUGUAUCAAUUCCUACCACUUUGAAUGCUUGGAUCCUCCCUUGGAUCCCAAGAAUCCUCCGCAGGGAGAGUGGCAUUGCCCCAAGUGCUCCAUUCGCAACAGUUUCUCGACCUUGAUCGCGCACUCCAAACACUACAAGAAGACCGAGUUCCAACUUCCACAGGAUAUUAAGGAACAUUUCAAGGGAGUUGAUGAAGGAAUUGUCUUUGAUAACGACUAUGCCCGAAAUUUGAAGCAUCAACGCUACUACAAGUCCGCGCCCCACCUGCCGCGGCUGACUAAAGCACCCAGACAGGACGGCCCUACCAUUUACGCGAAUUCCAUGUAUCUCCGAGAAUACGACAACAAGGGAGACUGCAUCCGUUGCUCCAAGUGUGGUUUUACAUCCCAAGGUACACGUCCCAUUAUUACUUGUGACUACUGUCCCUGCCGCUUCCAUCUGGAUUGCCUUGAUCCCCCUCGCGCACAUCCCCCUAACCCAAAGGUCGGGUGGAUGUGUCCUAACCAUGUCACUCCUGACGAUAUGAUUGCCACCAAGGAGCUUAAUGGCAGCAACGAGCGUACUCGCCGUGUGCGCCGAACCAAGAACAUGGCAUUCAUUGACUGUGACAUCAUGCUUCCUGAUGACCCAAAUCAGAGUUUGUUUGACGAAGACUGGAGAGAAAAAAGAGCCCGCUUCCUUGCAGGCGAUGUUGUCCUGAAUUUCAUCACUGCUGUCAAAGAUGAUCACCAUGAACGUGAAAAGAAGUAUGCCAAAGCUGUCGAACAAAAGUGCUUGGCCUUGACCAAACAAAUUACCAAUGAGUACCUCAACCGUACUGAAGCCGCCGGGAGCAUCAACAACAUCACACAAAACCGUCUUCCCGCGGAUCUCACCGAAAAUGUUUCUUACGCUGUUAACAACAUGAUCGCCGGCGCUCCUGUUUCCACUGAAGACUUUGACGCUGCCGCCGCUCUCCUGAGCAUGGCUACAAGCCAGCCUGCUCCUGCCCCUGCUACUGCUACUGCUACUGCUAUUGGCGAAGGUCACAUCGCCGAGGCUGCCGAGCCUGUCUCGCCCGUUGCUCAGAAGCCUCUCUCCCGCAUCGAUGAGGAGUCCACCCUCGGUUCCUCCCACGCUGCCACCUCUCCCAAGGAGGGUGGCUCUCCGGAGUCGCACCACUCCGACUCCGAGCAUCUCCCCCGGAUCCCUGUGUUCAAUCGCAAGCGAUCCCGCGCCGAUGACCAGGGAUCUGGGGGAGAGCGGGCGCAAAAGCGCCAAUACACCAAGUCUAAGUGA
Penicillium coprophilum is the source of this 2910-nucleotide messenger RNA. Its product is annotated as putative PHD finger domain protein. The transcript has 4 exons. The coding region runs from base 1 to 2910 and encodes 969 amino acids. Gene Ontology annotation, biological process: regulation of transcription by RNA polymerase II. Lineage: Eukaryota; Fungi; Ascomycota; Eurotiomycetes; Eurotiales; Aspergillaceae. Gene Ontology annotation, cellular component: Rpd3S complex. The record is from RefSeq and is a predicted model, not a curated record.